Messenger RNA from Iphiclides podalirius (scarce swallowtail), 1551 nucleotides. The record is from the annotation of a GenBank genome assembly. Lineage: Eukaryota; Metazoa; Arthropoda; Insecta; Lepidoptera; Papilionidae.
AUGAAUGGGACCGAGCGAGAUCUGGCGCGCAAUUGCACACCGCCCGCAAUCGACGACUUCCCGGCGGGCUUCUUCACCGAGCAGCAGCGGCAGCACGGCGCCAUCGUGCUGCACGCCCUGAUAUCCAUCUAUCUGUUCGUGGCCCUCGCGGUCGUCUGCGACAAGUUCUUCGUGCCAGCGGUUGGUAGGAUAUGCCACGCGCUGAACAUGACAAACGACGUGGCCGGCGCCACUUUCAUGGCCGCCGCCACGUCGGCACCCGAGCUAUUUGUUAAUGUCAUCGGGACUUUCAUCACGGAGGGUGACAUCGGUGUUGGCACUAUCGUUGGUUCCGCAGUCUUCAACAUUCUCGCUGUGGCCGCCUGCUGUGGCAUUGGCGCUGGAAUGGUGGUGCCAUUGGACUGGUGGCCACUGACUCGCGACUGUUUGGCCUACGGCAUCACGGUGUCAAUACUCAUCUGCAUAAUGCAUGACGAGUACGUGCAGUGGUACGAGGCCUUUCUUCUAGUCCUUCUCUACGGCGUAUACAUUUGCAUUAUGUAUUACGACAAGUCCAUUCAGAAUUUUGCCAAAGGAAGUUGGAAAUGCGUGUCAGAAAUGUUGAAGAAAGAUGAAGAGACGACAGGAAAUGAAUUGAGUGAAUCCAAAGUGCCUACUUUGCCGCAUAAGAACGAAUUAGGUGUAGAUCGCUACCAACAUAAUGGAAAUAUAAAAAGUAUUUCGCUGUAUCGUGACGGCAGGGAGAAGAAACUGGAAACCAUUGAAGAUGAAGACAAGAAUGUUCAUAUUGAGGUCGAUCCCAAGUCAUGUGAUCCUGAGAUCAUUACUCAAGAGGAUCAUAGCUGCAAAGACGACGCAGAUGAACCGAAAAAAAGUGACAAAGAUGGGUAUGAACAUUCACUAUGGAAGUGGCCGUCUGGACGGAGCCAUUUAACGAAGAUUACAUGGAUCAUAACUUGGCCAAUUCAUCUGGUAUUUAUGUUCACAAUACCCGACUGCGAGAAGCCCCGCUUCAAGAGCUGGUUUCCCCUCACGUUUAUCAUGUGCAUCGUGUGGAUAGGAUCCCUAUCUUACAUAGUCGCUUGGAUGAUCACUAUUAUUGGUGACACUUUAAUGAUUCCUGAUUCGGUUAUGGGAAUAACAUUCCUCGCCGCUGGAACUUCGGUGCCGGAAGCCGUGUCAAGUGUUAUAGUUGCAAAACAGGGUCACGGGUCAAUGGGCAUCAGUAACUCGAUUGGCUCCAACACUUUCGAUAUACUGCUGUGCCUCGGGCUGCCUUGGCUCAUAAAGGCGUCAUUAACUCCAGCCGAGCCUGGAAACUACUGGGUGAAGAUAAAUUCAAUGGGGCUGGAGUAUUCAGCGAUUUCGCUGCUGUCCACGCUGCUGAUGCUCUAUCUCACCUUCUGGUUCAACAAGUUCAAGCUGGAUGCCGCGGUGGGGCGCGCCUGUCUCGCCAUGUACGCUAUGUUCCUGGUGCUGGCGACGCUCAUCGAGCUCAACGUCUUCUUCCCCGUCAACGUGCGCACGUGCAAAAGAACCGAACUGAAGUCC